Messenger RNA from Phytomonas sp. Hart1, 1545 nucleotides. NCBI's taxonomy places the organism in Eukaryota, Euglenozoa, Kinetoplastea, Trypanosomatida, Trypanosomatidae. The record is from the annotation of a GenBank genome assembly.
UUGCUUAGGAUGUGGUCUACAGCAAUUAAGGUCCAUACUCUCACAAUGGCUAUAUAAUCCACUAGAGGAAUUUUUGAAGCCCGGGUCUUUGCUUUCGUGGUCGGAGUCCCGUGGACUCCACCCCCCACCCGCAAGCGUUCUGGUCUUGCCGACGCUGCAUCGUCCGAGUACUCUUUUUCAACCCUGCUUAUCGAUGUUUGGUUUGUUUGGCUUGGUUGAAGCUCAAAAUGUGAUGUCGGACUACACGCGGUGGUGGCGACAGAGCGACACCCACCGCAACCGAAAAAAUCAAGUACGAUCGAAAUGCCCUCCCUCCCCCUCCUAAAAUUAAAAAAAAACUCCUGAAAUUUUCAGUUCCGAUCUUUCAUCUGCCACGGUCCAUCACGUGCGCGAUAGUUCAUCCCUAACACAAUCUUCAAAGGGAAGGAAACAAUUUAGGAACGGUGUUGGGGCAUCCGUCGAUCGGACCUUCCCUUUUCAUCAGUCUUCCCUCCGCACCACGCAACACCCUUGGAGUGAAUAAUAGCGGGGAGGCGUGAACGAAAGUCGCGAUCCCACUGCCCUCGACUCUGGCAAAUGGGGAUACGUCGGCCGAUUGGGAUCCUUUUUUUAUGGUGCUAUAGUCCUAAAAAGGGAGAAAAUAAUAAGGGGGAGGAUAGGCUCCACCGAUCGAUACGCCAUAUUUCCCGAAUGUGCAUUUCCACAAGUGAAAGAAGUCAAACCUAAUUGUGCGGCAUUUUUUCCACGUAUGGGGUUAACUUGGUUUCGUGACGAGUGAAAUUGUUGGGCCUGAAUACCCAUGCACACCCUCUGCGUCUCUAUUCACGGUCUCGCGUCUUUCUUUUCGUUUCUUUUUUCUUUCUUUCCCACCAGUAAUUGAGAACGCCGAUGUGGACACGAAUAGCUUGUAGGUUUAAAAGCCAUGGAUGGUUCCGAUGGGCGCCGGGGACGCGCCCGACAACGUCUCCUUCCGCGUGGGCUCACCAGAUGGUUUCCGCUCCGGGGGGGGAGAUUGGCCCCCUCCGCCCCUCCCGCCCUCUCCACAGGCCGCAAACCAUCAAACCGAACCCCUUCGAGACCUCCUCGGGGAAGUUCGACCAAAGCUUCGAGAAGACCCUGGGGAAUAUCGAAGCCCAGCUUCCUUUUCGCCAGCACCACUUCACCAAAGGCUACAUGUACGAUCGCACCUUCGGCGACGAAACCCAGGAGGCGAUGUGGGAGUCCGCCAAGGCUGACUUGCAUGGAAAGGAGCCGGAGCGCACGGCGGCCAAAGUCGCGCGGAGUUAUUUCAGCGAGACGGACCUCUCCCCCGAGGCCCUGCACGUCCACUCGCCGCGCUUGAAGGCCGCCCAGCAAAUCCAACGCCAGGAGUACGACAAGGCGCUUUUGAAAACAACCGGGGAGCCGCUGGAGUACUACUACCCCUUCGUCUCGGUCGAGGCGAAGCGUCGAAAACAAAUGUGGAUCAUAGCCGGGAUCGCGGGGGGGGUCGGGCUAGUCUGGUAUGGCUGUCGACGGCUCACAGUGUACAUGCUUUCUGUGUAG